This is a messenger RNA of Paraphaeosphaeria sporulosa, 1323 nucleotides long. RefSeq lists its product as uncharacterized. Bases 1 to 1323 code for a protein of 440 amino acids. Lineage: Eukaryota; Fungi; Ascomycota; Dothideomycetes; Pleosporales; Didymosphaeriaceae. The transcript is spliced from 2 exons. The record is from RefSeq and is a predicted model, not a curated record.
AUGCCUAUGCCGACAUUGUGGAAGUGGUCGCCACGACCAGAACAAACACUAGAUGGCUCGCCGGCUUCGCAGAGCUCCUCGCGCUUCGGCGCCCUCCACUCCAACGUACGCUCCAUGAUCAACGGAUCCUCGAUAUACUCGCGCUCGCCCACUCUCGGCGGAGACGCGAGUCCCAAAACACCCUUCAUGGGCUUCUUUCGCCGCGACCACUCCCCACCCGCGCCCAUCGACGUCCAUGCCGCCAACGAGCCAUCUCGAGACUCGAGCGACUCCCGCUCGCCACUCCAUCCACAACAUACAGCAGGCUCCUACAUGCGGACUAUCGCGCCGCUCCAGCACCCACAGGAACCACCAACCGUGUAUCGCCGAAACUCAGAUGUGCCCGACCGCCACCCCGCAGACGUCCAGCUCGACUACCGAGGCAGCGUCGACCCCGAGACGGAGGUCCUCAGCGACGAAGUCCAGCAGCGCCGCCGCCGCCGCCGCCACAGGCGGAGGAAGCACUCGCACCCACGCAGCCAGCGCGCAUGGGUGCGUCGCAAGCACGAGAAGCGGGGCUGCAUGCCGUUCGUGCGCGGGUCCGCCGCGCGCGGGAAGCUCAUCGCGAGCAUGAUCUCAGGUCUUUUCCUCGCGACCGUGUUGGCAGUGUACCUCGUCCUCGCCCUCACGCGCCACGAUCUCGGGCAGGAAGUCCACGUCCUCUUCAUCAUGAUCGUGCUCGGCACCACCAUCUUCUUCUGCCAUUCGCUGAUCCGGUUAUGCAUGCUGAUUCUGCACCCGCCCGUGGAGGACCCGGAUCGGCCGAGCAUCCCCAAUAUGAGCGCGCCGGAAGGCUUCGUACCCGUGCGCCCGAUCCGCGUGCAUCUCGCGCGCGACGAGGAGCUCGCGGAUGCGUAUGCGUCGUCUGACGAUGAGGAAGCCGGGGAUGAGCGCAGGGACAGAGAAGCUACCGCGGACGCAGAGAAAGGACCCAAGCUGCCACCGCCGGCCUACGGCCUCUGGCGCAGCAGCGUGCGCGUCGACCCGAAUCUGCUGCACUGGCAGCGCGUCGAGUCAUCUUCUGCACCGCCUCAGAUCCCCGGCCGCGACUCACGAGGCUCGUCGCACACCGCGAGCAGGGCUGGGAGCGUGUCCGGUGCUGCUGUGGAGGCACCGCGGCCGCCGUCGUACAUGUCGGACGACGGCGUGGGCUACGCUGUCGAUGCGGCGCCGAGGAGUGUCGCGCCAAGCCACUCGGGUGUGAGUGAUAUCCAUCCUGCAUGGCGGCCGGGGUAUGCGGUCAGUGAGGUGCCGACGGAGUGGCCGCGGGGGGGUCGCGCGUGA